UCCGGUAACGGCUGCCUCUGUACCUCACAGUACGAGGGGCGAUGCUGCGAUGUCGACAAACCCCUAGGAGUCGGAGUGGGACGUUCGACUAGAUGUGGAGGCACCCUCAGUACUCCUUCUGGAGGCCCAGUGACAUCACCAAACUAUCCCAGCAACUAUGGCAACAAUGAAAAUUGCCAGUGGUUGAUUACUGCACCAGCUGGAAGCACCAUAAGUCUGACGUUCGACAGCUUUGAUCUUGAAAGCAAUUAUGACUAUCUAACCAUCUUCGAUGGACCCAGUGAUAGUGCCGCACAGUUACUGAGGUUAUCAGGUUCACCCGUCAACCCAGCUACUACCAGCACAUCUAACAUGAUGUUCAUAAAGUUUACAUCUAAUUGGCAUGUCACGAGACGGGGAUUCUCGUUCUACUACACGUCAAGUGUGUUCAACUGUGACUUUGAGCUGGGCCUGUGUGGAUGGAGACAGGCUCACGACGACAACUUUGACUGGAUCCGACACAGUGGAUCGACUCCUUCUGACGACACCGGGCCGAGUGCUGACCACACCACUGGAAGUGGCUAUUAUAUCUACAUCGAGACGUCUUCUGGCUCAUCCGGUAGUGUCGCCCGUGUGAUUAGUCCUCUCGUUACUACAACAAGUGCCAAGUGUGUCCAGUUCUGGUACCACAUGUACGGUAGGGACGUCAACAGGCUCCGGGUGUACAUGAAGACUGGCUCAUCGCUUGGGAAUCCGGUGUGGACUCGGACAGGAGCACAGGGAAACCAGUGGAGGUCUGGGCAGGUAGACAUUCCAGCAGGGAUAUCAUUCAAUGACUAG
Molecule: messenger RNA, 819 nt
Organism: Branchiostoma belcheri (Belcher's lancelet)
Lineage: Eukaryota; Metazoa; Chordata; Leptocardii; Amphioxiformes; Branchiostomatidae
Product: enteropeptidase-like
Exons: 6
Cellular component (GO): membrane
Source: RefSeq, a predicted model, not a curated record